Impatiens glandulifera is the source of this 1765-nucleotide messenger RNA. RefSeq names its product protein DETOXIFICATION 24-like. The transcript is spliced from 6 exons. Gene Ontology annotation, cellular component: membrane. The record is from RefSeq and is a predicted model, not a curated record. Gene Ontology annotation, biological process: xenobiotic detoxification by transmembrane export across the plasma membrane. Bases 42 to 1484 code for a protein of 480 amino acids. Gene Ontology annotation, molecular function: xenobiotic transmembrane transporter activity; antiporter activity. NCBI's taxonomy places the organism in Eukaryota, Viridiplantae, Streptophyta, Magnoliopsida, Ericales, Balsaminaceae.
AAUAUUGACAUAAUUUGCAUUGGUUAAUUAGUUGGAAGAAAAUGGAGGAAGAGAGCAAAUUAGAAGAAAGGUUAGUAUUGGUGAAAGAGGAAGGAGAUGAAGAAUUAGAUCUGAAAAAAAGGGUUUGGGAGGAAACAAAGAAGAUAUGGAAAGUGGCUUUCCCGGGGAUGUUAUCUAGAGCCACCAAUUUUGGCAUGCUUAUUAUUACUCAAGCGGUUAUUGGACAUGUCAGCGCUCUCGAAUUGGCUGCAUUUGCUCUCGUUCAAUCCUUAACUGUUCGCUUUGUUAAUGGAAUUCAAAUUGGAAUGUCAAGUGCAACGGAAACACUAUGCGGUCAAGCAUUCGGGGCAGGGCAACACCACAUGAUGGGCAUAUAUCUACAACGAUCAUGGAUAAUAAACUUAAUCACGGUCACACUCCUGAUGCCCCUUUUUAUCUUCAGCAGUCCCAUCUUCAUCGGACUUGGACAAGAAAAGGAUGUUUCAAUCGCCACCGAAACCAUAUCUAUCUGGCUAAUCCCCGUUGUGUAUUUAUUUGUGUUCGCUCUCACAAUUCAGAUGUACCUUCAAGCUCAACUCAAGAACAUGAUCGUUGCAUGGCUCUCCCUUGUCUCUUUUAUUGUCCAUAUACUCUUCUCAUGGCUCUUUGUCUUUAAACUAGAUUUUGGUAUCCCUGGUGCUCUCGGGUCUCUUAUUCUUUCCAACUUCGUGAUGGUCUUAGGCGAGUUUGUCUACAUUUGGUGUGGCGGUUGUCCUCUUUCAUGGAAAGGUUUUACAUGGGAUGCAUUUUCUCAACUCUGGCCGGUCAUUAAGCUCUCUGUUUCGUCGGGUAUUAUGCUAUGCUUGGAGAUUUGGUACAAUUCGAUCUUGAUUCUUAUAGCAGGCUAUAUGAAAAAUGCAACUGUUGCCAUAGCUGCCUUCUCCAUUUGCCUUAAUGUCAGCGUUUGGGAGCUUAUGAUUUGUCUUGGUUUCCUUGGAGCCGCAUGUGUAAGAAUUGCGAAUGAGCUAGGAAGGGGAAAUGCAAAAACAAUAAAGUUCUCAAUAAAAGUGAACUUAGCUACUUCAGUAAUAUUCGGUCUUGUCUUCUUCACAAUUUGUCUGGUUUUUGGUAACAAAAUCGGAUACUUAUUUACAAGCGACGAAGAUGUUGUGAAUAUGGUGUCGGAGCUUUCGAUUCUUCUUGCCAUCACAAUGUUGUCGAAUAGCAUUCAACCAGUGCUAACAGGGAUUGCGGUUGGGGCCGGUUUGCAAAGUGUGGUGGCUAUUAUUAACCUUGUGUGCUACUAUGUUAUUGGUAUUCCAAUUGGUCUUUUACUUGGCUUUUGUACCGAUCUUCAAGUUAGGGGAGUUUGGAUUGGAAUGAUUUGUGGAACAAUCACGCAAAUUAUUUGCUUAAGCAUCAUGAUUUGUAGGACUAAUUGGGAUGACCAGGUAGAAAAAACGUCUCAAAGGCUCUCUCGUUGGUUCAAACCCGAUGAUUCGUAAAUUCAUGACCUAGUAAAUUUAUGUUGUGUAAUAGGAUGUCCUUUUUAUUACUUGCUUUGCCAAGAAAAAAGUAAUAGUUGAAAUUGUGACUAUUAGUCUAUUAUUGUAAUAAACAUUUUCAAUAUGUCUCAAAUUGAUUUAUUUAUAUAAAGGAAUAAUUAAAUGUCCCCUUUAUGUAGAUAGAUCUUUCAAAAUAAAGUGUCUUAACCAUAAAAUAUGAUUCUAACAUUGUUUUUUUUUUUCUUAGCAUCUAUUUUUGUUCAUCUUAAAUUGAGCAAAUC